AUGGACCGGGUGAGCAGCUCCAUGAAGCAGGUGCCCAACCCGCUGCCCAAGGUGCUGAGCCGGCGCGGGGGUGGCGGCGGCGGCGGCGGCCUGGAGGCGGAGCGCGAGGGCUUCGAGCGCAGCCAGACCGUCAGCAUCAAUAAGGCCAUUAACACACAGGAAGUGGCUGUCAAGGAGAAGCACGCCAGAACAUGCAUCCUGGGAACCCACCACGAGAAAGGAGCUCAGACCUUCUGGUCCGUCGUGAACCGACUCCCCCUCUCCAGCAACGCCGUGCUCUGUUGGAAGUUCUGCCACGUGUUCCACAAGCUCCUCCGCGAUGGACACCCAAAUGUCCUGAAAGACUCUGUGAGGUACAAGAACGAGCUGAACGACAUGAGCAGGAUGUGGAGUCAUCUGAGUGAGGGCUACGGGCAGCUGUGCAGCAUCUACCUCAAACUGCUGAGAACCAAAAUGGAGUUCCAUACGAAAAACCCCCGGUUCCCAGGCAAUCUCCAGAUGUCUGACCGGCAGCUUGACGAGGCAGGAGAAAACGACGUCAAUAACUUCUUCCAGCUGACGGUGGAGAUGUUUGACUAUUUGGAGUGUGAGCUGAACCUGUUCCAGACGGUAUUCAGCUCCUUGGACAUGUCUCGCUCCGUGUCGGUCACUGCUGCUGGCCAGUGCCGGUUGGCCCCGCUGAUACAGGUGAUACUGGACUGCAGCCAUCUCUAUGACUACACUGUUAAACUCCUCUUCAAGCUGCACUCCUGCCUCCCCGCUGACACACUGCAGGGCCACAGGGACCGUUUCCUGGAGCAGUUCAGAAAGUUGAAAGAUUUGUUCUAUCGCUCCAGCAACCUGCAGUACUUUAAACGGCUGAUUCAGAUCCCACAGCUCCCAGAGAAUCCGCCCAACUUUCUGCGGGCCUCGGCUCUGUCGGAGCACAUCAGUCCCGUGGUGGUGAUCCCGGCUGAGGCCUCGUCCCCAGACAGCGAGCCCAUCACCGAUCUAGUGGAGACGGACACAGCGUCACAACAGAGCUUGUUUGACAAUAAGUUUGAUGACAUCUUUGGCAGUUCGUUCAGUAACGAUCCUUUCAACUUCAGCAGUCAGAAUGGGAUGAACAAGGAUGACAAGGACCGGUUGAUCGAGCAGCUGUACCGGGAGAUCGGUGCGCUGAAGGAGGAGCUGGAGAACUUCAAGGCAGAGAGCCAUCGCCUAGGGGUGCAGCUGAGGGGACGGAUCAGCGAGCUGGAGGCAGAGCUAGCGGAGCAGCAGCACCUCAAGCAGCAGGCCCUGGACGAGAGCGAUUUCCUGCACACCGAGUUGGAGGAGCUGAAGAAGCAGUGGGAGGACACUGAGAAAGCACAGAGGAGCCUGACGGAGAUUGAGAGGAAGGCGCAGGCUAACGAGCAGCGGUACACCAAGCUGAAGGAGAAGUACAGCGAGCUGGUGCAGAACCAUGCUGACCUGCUGCGCAAGAACGCAGAGGUCACCAAGCAGGUAACGGUAGCGAGACAGGCCCAAGGCGAUGUGGAGCGGGAGAAGAAAGAGUUAGAGGACUCCUUCCAGCGCGUGAGCGAGCAGGCCCAGAGGAAGGCUCAGGAACAGGCAGAGGUCUUGGAAACCUUGAAGAGAGAGCUCACAGCCAGCAAGCAGGAGCAGCAGGCCCUCCAAAGCACUCUGAAAUCCAGUUUGCAGUCGGAAGCAGAGCGUAGCACCAGGACAGCGGGCUUGGAGCAGGAGAGGGACACCCUGGUGGUGGCAGUGGCCCAGCGCAGCCAGGAGGUGGCGGCAUUGCAGGCCGAGUUGCAGCAGCUGAAGGACACUCUAGACAGCGAGAAGGAGAGCAGCAGUAAAACGCUGGAGACACUGCAGACCCGGCUGGGAGAGAAGGAGAGCCGUGAGCAAGCCCUCCAGCAGCGGCUCCUGGACGAGCAGUUUGCCUUGCUGAAGUGCACGGUGCAGGAGGCUGAGCAGAUGGUGCAGGACUCCCUGAACCGACUCGACGACCCCGCCCACAUCAGCUGCACAAGCUCUGCAGAUUAUCUCCUGUGCAGAACGUUGGCUGCCUCCGACUGCAUAGAGCGGCUCCAGGGCGCGCAUGGCAAAUACCUUUCCAACCGCUCAGAUGUAAGCAGCCUGCUGCCAUGCGUGGCCCUGUUUGCCCACCUCAUCAGCGACACCAUCUUGCAGGGCAGCGCCACCUCCCACAUGGUCCCUAUGGAGCUUGCUGACUUGCUGUCGGAGAUGUGUAAGCAGUGCGGGAGCGAGGCCCUGAGCUACCUUGGUGCCCUGAAAGAUGAGGCCUCCCUGGGGGGCGCCGACUGCACCGCCGUGAGAAACUGCCUGAGCCGAAUCAGCGCCAUCGGAGAGGAGCUUCGGCCCAAAGGCCUGGACGUCGAGCAGGAGGAGCUGGGGGACCUGGUGGACAAGGAGAUGGCAGCUACGUCAGCAGCUGUCGAGAUGGCAGUUGCCAGGAUAGAGGAUAUGCUCAGCAAGUCUCGGGCUGGGGACACCGGGGUCAAGCUGGAGGUCAAUGAGAGGAUUCUGGGCUCCUGCACGGACCUGAUGCAGGCUAUCCAGGUGCUAGUCCUGGCUUCUAAGGACCUCCAGAGGGAGAUUGUGGAGAGCGGAAGGGGCGCAGCGUCCCCCAAGGAGUUCUACGCCAGGAAUUCCCGCUGGACGGAGGGCCUGAUCUCCGCAUCCAAAGCCGUGGGCUGGGGAGCCACCGUCAUGGUUGACGCCGCUGACCUGGUGGUGCAAGGAAAAGGCAAAUUCGAGGAGCUGAUGGUGUGCUCUCAUGAGAUCGCGGCUAGCACUGCCCAGCUGGUGGCUGCCUCCAAGGUGAAAGCGGAUAAGGACAGUGCUAACCUGGCCAGGCUCCGGCAGGCAUCUCGAGGAGUCAACCAGGCCACCGCCGGGGUGGUGGCCUCCACCAAGUCAGGGAAGUCUCAGAUUGAGGAGAAAGACAGUAUGGACUUCUCCAGCAUGACACUAACUCAGAUCAAGCGCCAGGAAAUGGACUCGCAGGUGCGAGUGUUGGAGCUGGAAAACCAGCUGCAGAAGGAGCGCCAGAAGCUGGGAGAACUCCGCAAGAAGCAUUAUAAGCUAGCGGGCGUGGCGGAGGGCUGGGAUGAGGACGCUGCAGAGUAG
This is a messenger RNA of Emys orbicularis (European pond turtle), 3138 nucleotides long. RefSeq names its product huntingtin interacting protein 1 (gene HIP1). The coding region runs from base 1 to 3138 and encodes 1045 amino acids. Gene Ontology annotation, cellular component: actin cortical patch; clathrin-coated vesicle; presynapse. Gene Ontology annotation, molecular function: phosphatidylinositol-3,5-bisphosphate binding; actin filament binding; clathrin-cargo adaptor activity. Lineage: Eukaryota; Metazoa; Chordata; Testudines; Emydidae. Gene Ontology annotation, biological process: actin filament organization; clathrin coat assembly; endocytosis. The record is from RefSeq and is a predicted model, not a curated record. The transcript is spliced from 31 exons.